This is a messenger RNA of Enterobius vermicularis (human pinworm), 225 nucleotides long. The record is from the annotation of a GenBank genome assembly. Lineage: Eukaryota; Metazoa; Nematoda; Chromadorea; Rhabditida; Oxyuridae.
AUGUAUCCAAGUUGGCAUAGUCCUGACGAAUCGUCACCGGCCACAGCAGCUGCAGCUUCUGUUCAACCGUACUGGAGUCAACAUGUCAAUCAGGCUACAGCUACUGCAGUUGCUCAUCAAAAAGUUGCCGCAGUUGCCGCUUACGAACCAUUGCUGUAUCAGCAAAAUUAUAUGAAAAAUAUGCUUGGAGCUGCCGCUCAGUGGGUUGAAUCGUCCAGCACGUAA